This is a messenger RNA of Symbiodinium sp. CCMP2592, 432 nucleotides long. The record is from the annotation of a GenBank genome assembly. NCBI's taxonomy places the organism in Eukaryota, Dinophyceae, Suessiales, Symbiodiniaceae.
AUGGUCGCCGUGGGGGACAAGGUGGUGGUCAAAGCCACGGGUGCCUCCGGUGCCGUCUCGCAGAGUAAUGGGCAUGCGUCCAAAGUAUGUGGGCUCUGGUACCUGAAUGAUGAGCUUCAAGCUGCAUCGCAACCCAUGAAGUGCGGUGGUGGAGCCCCGAGCUACCCCGGCGGCGCUGCCGGUGGUGCAGGCAUGAUGGUCGGUGGAUGGAGUGGCGGCCGACCGCUGAAGGAUGCAGACAAGGAGGUUUGGGCGCAGCUGUGCAAAACGCGAGAAGCGGAGCUCGGAGCACUGGGGAUGCCCUCGUCGGUGUCCGAGCAAGUGGUGGCUGGCAUCAAGUAUAGCUUCAUGUUCGACAGCGGGGCGAAAGUGAUUGCCUUGAGCGUUCCGUGGAUGAACAAGCUGGAGGUGUUGGAGUUUCAGAAGUCCUGA